AUGGGCCUUCUUAUCUCAGGCUUGAGCCAGUCAUUUCCUCCAAAGUCCAAAUUCGCUGUGUCCGAUAUUCCUGACCUGUCAGAUCAGGUCAUCAUCGUGACGGGCGCUAGCACCGGUAUAGGCUUCGACACUGCUCAGGCUCUCUUGGAGCACAAUGCCAAAGUGUACAUUGCCGCACGCAACGAAGAAAAGGCCAAGGCAGCGAUCGUGAAACUCAAGCAAGAAACUGGAAAAGACAUCGUCCACUUUCUUCUUCUUGACCUCGCAGACCUGCAUUCCGUCAAACGUGCUGCAGAGGAGUUUGCUCGCAAGGAGACCCAACUUCAUGCUCUCUUCAACAACGGCGGUGUCAUGGUGCCGCCCGUCGAUCAAUUGACCACCCAAGGCUACGACUUGCAAUGGGGUACAAAUGUGCUGGGUCAUUUCUACUUCACCAAGCUGCUUCUUCCUAUCCUCACAGCCACGGCACCCACGACUCCGAGCAAAACUGCACGAGUUAUCCACACGGCCUCUUUUGCAUCUUAUAUGCCUUCGCGUCUCGACUUCAACACUUUCAAAGACAGUCCUGCACGCAAACGGAUGGGUGUAAACAAUCUCUACUCUCAGAGCAAACUUGGAAAUGCCAUCUUCAGCAACGAGUUGGCGCGUAGAUUUCGAGGCCAAGGCAUCGUCUCGGUCGCUGUCAACCCAGGAAAUCUCAAGACAGAACUGCAGCGUCAUUUGGGUUCCAUCGGUCAAAUGAUUCUCAACACUAUUUUGUAUCCAGCACCAUUCGGAGCUCUAACACAACUUUGGGCUGGGACAACUGAUGCCGGAAUGGAACUCAAUGGCAAGUUCGCAGUCCCGUGGGCACGGGUUGGUCCUAUGCCAUACGGUGCCACCGACGAGAGCGCUGCCAAAGCAUUGUGGGACUGGCUGGAGGAGCAAGUAGCCAAUGUCUAG
Mycena indigotica is the source of this 942-nucleotide messenger RNA. Its product is annotated as NAD(P)-binding protein. The transcript is spliced from 10 exons. Bases 1 to 942 code for a protein of 313 amino acids. NCBI's taxonomy places the organism in Eukaryota, Fungi, Basidiomycota, Agaricomycetes, Agaricales, Mycenaceae. The record is from RefSeq and is a predicted model, not a curated record.